Messenger RNA from Didymodactylos carnosus, 1557 nucleotides. The record is from the annotation of a GenBank genome assembly. Lineage: Eukaryota; Metazoa; Rotifera; Eurotatoria; Philodinida; Philodinidae.
AUUAACUUUUGAUCCAGUUUAACGGUGAACGAGCGCGUUUUAAAUCAAUUCCAUGGUAAUAUCCGUUAUUUUCAAUUUUGUGACGUUUAGAGAGCACUUCUUUUAGUUAUACCUUUUUCAUUAGAAAUAUUAUACUUAUAACAUGUCUACUAUACUGUUUACACAUAGUUCAUGAAAGGUUUUCCACUUGUUCUAAUUUUUAUUUAGAAUGUUAAAAUUACUAACUUUACGUCCAGUUUUGCUGAUGGUCUAGCAUUUUGUGCUAUUAUUCAUCAUUAUUAUCCCGAGUCGUUUGAUUAUCAAACAUUGAGACGAGAUGAACGUAAAAUAAAUUUUGAUCUGGCAUUUCGCAUUGCUGAAGAACAAGCUCAAAUUCAUCCAUUACUUGAAACGGAAGACAUGUUAAAAAUGGGAAAUGAACCAGAUAAGAAAUGUUGGUGGGUUUGUAUUGUUGAAAUGUCACUGAAAAUAUUUGAUUUUGUACAAAAACAUUUUCUGUCAUCCCAUAUUGUUAAACCGAAGAAUAAAAUUUUAUUAAUUUCAUCGUUAAGAAAAGGUAGUGGUAAUACCGCGACAGCGAAUCGUUUAUCACAUAAUCUUCGAGCAUAUUUUGAUAUCGAUUGUAUCGACGCCAAUAUGCCAAAUAACGAAUGUGAGUCAUUUUGCCAAUUAAUUUCUAAAUAUUCGGCUAUCAUCGCAUUACAUGCCUAUCGUGCUGGACAUUUAUUGACAAAAUUAUAUGACAAUGCUUCAUUAAUAUUACCACCUUUAAUCAUUAUAUUUGGCGGUACUGAUUUACAUUCACCCGAAGAAAAAUGGCAAGAAAUUAUUGAUAAUAUUGUUCAAAAAGCAAAUAAACUUGUGUGUUUUAAUAAUGAGUGGAAAAAUAUUAUCGAGUCAAAGUGGAAAAAUAAUUUAAAAUGUAAAGUAACUGUUAUACCACAAGCGGUUGAAAUAUUAAAUGAUUACAGUUAUAUUUCACCAUUCGAAGGAGUACUGGAAGACAGUGGUAAUAAAAAGUUUAUUUUAUGGUGUGGUGAAAUUCGAAAAGUUAAAGAUCCAUUAUUUGCACUUCGCUUGUUUUCUAUGUUAUCGGACAACAAAUUUCAUUUAUUAAUCGUUGGCUACAAAACAGAUUCGGUGUUAGAAAAUGAAUUUGAAAAUGAGAUUGAAAAACAAUCGACGAGAAUCACGUAUUUGAGCGGUCUAUCACAAAUAUCUGUUCAAAUAUUAAUGAGAACAAAAUGUUGGGCAUUCAUCAAUACGUCAGUAAAUGAAGGGAUGUGUUUAGCAAUGUUAGAAUGUAUGCGCUUAAAUGUGCCGGUGAUUGUAAGACGAAAUACGGGCAAUUGUAGUGUUAUAAAACAUGGAAAAAAUGGUUUAAUAUAUGAAACUGAGCAAGAAGCUGUUGAUCAAAUUCUGUUACUCGAAAACGAUAGAAUACGAGAAAAUUUGAUUGUAACAGCAUUGAAUUAUGUUACACGUACGCACAGUAUUAGCGGUGAAACAAAAGCUUAUAAAGAGUUAUUAAAUAAUUUAAUCAAAGAAAAAACAUAA